This is a messenger RNA of Bipolaris sorokiniana ND90Pr, 3021 nucleotides long. RefSeq lists its product as uncharacterized. The transcript has a single exon. NCBI's taxonomy places the organism in Eukaryota, Fungi, Ascomycota, Dothideomycetes, Pleosporales, Pleosporaceae. Gene Ontology annotation, biological process: protein phosphorylation. The record is from RefSeq and is a predicted model, not a curated record. Bases 369 to 2531 code for a protein of 720 amino acids. Gene Ontology annotation, molecular function: ATP binding; protein kinase activity.
UGCACCGUCAUCGGCAGUGCUGAUGCUGAUUCGCUUUUAGGCGGGCGACCCAAUGCUGUAUGUAUUCGUUGCCAUGCCGCUUGCCACGACAAGAUGCGCUCCGAGAGUCCGAUCAGCUCUUGUACCACACUCGAGAGCCGUUGGCUGUAGCCCCCGCUGAUGCCUAAUAACAAUACCUUCCCACUUGUGCUUGCUCAGACCGGCCGACUAUUCUUCUGUUGUUGAAGCCAACACCAUCCGACUUCCUAUUCGCUGGAAAUGAUACACAGCCCACUACGGAUCCGGCUGGACACACGACCAGGAGCCUGGGUAGACACCAUCGACGCUACCAUCUUAAGAACAAGAUUCCAGGCCUCUAGCUUCCCGCAAUGAGCUCCAGGACACUGACCAAUGUUGUGAACGACCAAACGGUUGCCCUCAAUGCUCUCAUCUAUGGAUACGCCGGCCACAGCUUGGUCACCCCUCAGUACGCCCUCCAACAAAUAUGGUGGACCGAGGAGAGAAUCAACGAGCGAGUCACAAAUGACUUUGUCACUUCUCGGCUACAGCCUCAAGAGAGGGAACGUCUCACCCAGCCUGUAGGUUUUGGCGAUCUGAGCGACGAUACCUAUAUCGAAUGGAUCAUGGAGAAGGCACGGCGGCUAUUUCUGAUACUUGUCGAGAUCGGUGAGGCAGAUCGCAUAUUUGCCGUUGUCGACAAAUCUUGGGACGAUGACGACCUCCCUCUUGGAAUGGAAGACAUUGAGCAGCUAUCGCUAUCGAAUCGACGCGACAACCACGCCAAUGCUCGCUUUUACCAUACCCAAUUCACCUUUUUGCUACGAGAGUUAAGACAAGGUGUACAUAUCGACUAUGCUGAAAACGAAGAGGUACCGAUUGAGAGUGUCAUGACCUUGCCAGUCGCGGUCAGCCUGCAAGGCUGGUCUCGAAUACACUUACCAAAAAAGCCAAAGGAAAUCUACAUGCGCCGGAAAUUCCCGCUUGGGAAUGCAGAUGACCCGGAGGCUUUUCAUCAAGACUUCAUCCUAGACGUGGAGAGUGCAAGAAUAGUCGAACACGAGCAUCUCGCUCCUGUCUGGGCGUCAUACACGGCAAAGGGCUCUGGCUACAUUGUCAGUAACUUUGUCGGUCACCACACUUUGCGCACCUUCAUCGACCAUCGCAAUCCUGCGCAAUAUCAGAAACUGCCAAAGCCUGAGAGACGGUGGUUGGUGCUUAACUGGCUAUACUGUUUGGCCGAUACCAUUGCAACAUUGCAUCAAAAUGGAUUUUGUCAUUCCGCGAUCCGACCGUCCAGGAUACUCGUCGACGAGCAGAAUGCGAUCGCAUUCAGCGACAUUGGCAGCUUGGAGACGUUUCAGAAAGAUAAGAAGCCUGAUGCUAUGGAUGCCUACAUAUAUGACGCCCCAGAGGCACAUGCAAGUUCAGAACCAGUGGAGGACUUGCCUCCCUCCGUCGCGGCGCCCAACCUAUCCAAAGACCGACACGCGUCUAUCGCAAGUAAAAGCUCAUCGGGAUCUUCGAACAGCAGCAGUUCGCAUCGUCAGAAGCUAACAAAAUCCCCAACAACCGACUUUUCAGGGUUCAACUUUGGGUUCAAGAAAUCAGAGCCUAAACCUCAGCACCGAUCACAGGGGCAAGAAACUGAAAAAGCAGAUGUCUUUUCUUUGGGCUGUGUCUUCCUGGAAAUUUUGACUUUCUUGCUCAAGAAGAAAUCCCAUGAUUUCAUCAAGCACCGUACAUCGAAACAAAGAAUCAACACAGGCGGCAAGAACUCGCGUACUGAUUCAUCGUAUCAUAAGAAUCUUGACAAGGUCGAAACCUGGAUGGCCGUAUUAGAGAAAGCAUCUCGCGAAAGCGAUGACGAGACCUUUGGCACAGUUGCCGACAUCUUGACCCUUAUCCGAACUAUGCUCAGUAAAAACCCCAUGCUUCGUCCAACGGCACGCGACGUGCGCGAUGAAUUGUUUGAGAUCUUCAGCUGUACCUCGAUGCCCAACAUACACUGUGGCGCACAUAGACAUGACGUUGGUGUCGCAUCAUCUUCGCGUUCGGAUCGCGACAGAUCGUCUAGUAUAGCGUCACUUCGAACGGUGUCGACGAUAAGUUCGACGUGCUCGGAUGUAGACACAAUACGCUCUGGUACAACACAGGUGAAUUCCAUCUUGAACUAUUACUCGGACCGAGCCACAUUAUCUGGAAUCAAAGAGGACGACAGCGCUUCCCUAGAGACGAUAGACGCACCGGCCAUAUCGCUGAACAACGAUAACUUCCAUGCGCUGUGUGGACCAGGGCCCAUUGUAACAAAGUAUGCUAAAAUACCUGAACCACUACGGUCUCCUGGUUAUGCCACCUCGCCCGCCUCGCCUACCUUGCCUCUUUCGCCUCUUUUGCCUGCUUCGCCUACUUCGCCUACUUCGCCCACUGGCCCUUCUUCGCUUCUGUCUGCGCGUUCCCCUAGUCCAUCCAAGCAGAAUACCUCAACGGUCAAGAUCAAGCCAUGGAACAAACCAUUUCUUUUGCUUCCAUGAGCAUUGUGAGUGUAGCUUAGGGCUUGACACUUGGACUAAACGACUUGUAUUGCUAGGGGUUGGACGAUAAGAGCUAAAGACAGGCUAUACAGAGCCAGGAUAUUGCGGGGUCCCCGAAGGUGUGCGCCUGGAGGUACUAGGAGCCAUGGCAUGAAUGCUACGUUAGAUGAAGAAUAGGAAGGUACCUUUGAACCCAGGGACAUAUGGCUGUCCACUUGACUCGGAUUGGUCAUGUGCAGCAUAGUUGAUCAGAUAGUCACAGGGCGAGCCCAAGUAACUAGGGGUAGAAGUAAAGUGGAGCGGUUCCAUGCCGGCAGAAAUUCAUUUACCUAUUAGUGCGGUAUAGGCAGCUCGGAGGAGCAUAAUGCGAGGGUUACGUAGUUGGCGCAGCACGACAUCGGAGAUGUCCGCGAAGACAAAGAAGAAGAAUAAGAAUGAGAGGAAGUUGUGAAUAUGUGGUUUCCAUUGCAGGUUACCCUGUACAGGCUGC